UUCAAUGCCCCGCGAAAGCAGCUGGCCACCAAGGCGGCUCGUAAGAGCGCGCCGGCCACGGGCGGCGUGAAGAAGCCCCACCGCUAUCGGCCCGGCACCGUGGCCCUGCGGGAGAUCCGGCGCUACCAGAAAUCUACUGAGCUGCUGAUCCGUAAGCUGCCGUUCCAGCGGCUCGUGCGCGAAAUCGCGCAGGACUUCAAGACGGACCUGCGCUUCCAGAGCUCGGCCGUCAUGGCGUUGCAGGAGGCCAGCGAGGCCUACUUGGUGGGGUUGUUUGAAGACACGAACCUGUGCGCCAUCCACGCCAAGCGCGUGACUAUCAUGCCCAAGGACGAUCAGUUUGACUCCUGGUCGAAGGGUCUGAGUAUAACCAAGUCCAAUUAG
Molecule: messenger RNA, 384 nt
Organism: Choloepus didactylus (southern two-toed sloth)
Lineage: Eukaryota; Metazoa; Chordata; Mammalia; Pilosa; Megalonychidae
Product: histone H3-like
Exons: 1
Cellular component (GO): nucleosome
Molecular function (GO): DNA binding; protein heterodimerization activity; structural constituent of chromatin
Source: RefSeq, a predicted model, not a curated record